Molecule: messenger RNA, 768 nt
Organism: Colletotrichum phormii
Lineage: Eukaryota; Fungi; Ascomycota; Sordariomycetes; Glomerellales; Glomerellaceae
Product: Ham1 family protein
Exons: 6
Coding region: 121-684 (187 amino acids)
Biological process (GO): nucleoside triphosphate catabolic process
Cellular component (GO): cytoplasm
Molecular function (GO): nucleoside triphosphate diphosphatase activity
Source: RefSeq, a predicted model, not a curated record
CGAUUGGUUGCAGUUAUAUGCCAAUCCAUUGUGGCACGCCACGCGCAUAGCUUGUCCUUCAACCAGCACUCCCUAUCCGAGCACCCAGACCAGAACUUCCGCCACUCACCUCUGCCCGUCAUGUCUACGCCGCCGACGGUCAAAUUCAUCACUGGCAAUGCCAAUAAGUUGCGAGAGGUCAAAGCCAUCCUGGAACCAGCAAUCACGGUACAAAGCCAUGCUGUUGACCUCGAGGAAGUCCAAGGCACAGUUGAGGAAGUCACCAUAGCAAAAUGUCGCAAGGCUGCCGAGACUAUCCAAGGACCUGUUCUGGUUGAAGACACCUGCCUAUGCUUCAAGGCCCUCGGCGAUCUCCCGGGCCCUUACAUCAAAUGGUUCAUGGAAUCCAUUGGCCACCAGGGUCUAAACAAUCUACUAGUUGCAUACGAGGAUAAGUCUGCCGAUGCCGUGUGCACGUUUGCCUACUCGCCGGGUCCUGGAAGCGAACCUCUCCUCUUCCAAGGACGAACUAGAGGCAAGAUCGUGCCGCCUCGAGGCCCGGUUGACUUUGGAUGGGAUGCCAUUUUCGAAUAUGAUGGUCAGACCUAUGCCGAGAUGGACAAGGCGGCAAAAAAUAAGAUCUCUCAUCGCGGUCGUGCUCUCGCGAAGCUGCAACACUGGUUCGCUCAACAGCGAACCGAGUGAUCGUUAUAGAUGAGACGUUCACAGAUGGGCCUCGUCAACUUGGCAGCUCUUCCACCAGUUCUAACAUCAAGAGCUACCGUGCGC